AUGCAAUUUGAGACAUUGCGCCAGGUCUGCAAUUCUGUUUUAUCUCAUUUUCAUGGGGUUUUUUCAUCCCCACCAAAUAUUUUGCAAAACGAGCUUUUUGGACAAACGCUGAACAAUGCAAGGAGACGGAGCCCGCCCGCGUCGCGGGAGCCCGGCCGGCGGAGCGACCGCAGGGAGGCGCACGCGCAGUAUGCCCCCGCCGGGAGCGCCAUGCCGCGCUCUCCGUCCGACUUCGCGGACCCGCGGGCUCCGCGCGAGCCGCAGCUCUACGGGGACCCGGCUCAUGUGAACUACAGGGACGCGGGCUGGAGAAGUCACAGGCACCCCGACGACUACGCCCUGGACGACGAGGACGCGGAAGGCAGGGAGGAGUACGAGAGGCAGAGGAGGGAGGAGGAGUACCAGGCGCGCUACCGGAGCGACCCGAACCUGGCCCGCUACCCCGUGAAGCCGCAGCCCUACGAGGAGCAGAUGCGCAUCCACGCGGAGGUGUCCCGGGCGCGGCACGAGCGGCGGCACAGCGACGUCUCCUUGGCCAACGCGGAGCUGGAGGAUUCCAGGAUCUCCGUGCUGAGGCUGGAGCGGCCGGCGCGGCAGAGAUCGGUGUCCGACCGGAGAGCCGCCAUGGACAGCCAGCGGUCGUACUCCAUGGAAAGAACUCGAGAGGCUCAGGGACCCAGUGCCUACCCACCAAGGACCACGAACCACAGCCCCCCCACCCCGCGCAGGAGCCCGAUUCCCGCGGACAGGCCGGAGCCGCGGCGCGCCGACUCCCUGCGGCGGCAGCACCACCUCGACCCCAGCUCUGCCGUGAGGAAGACCAAGCGGGAGAAGAUGGAAACGAUGCUCAGGAACGACUCCCUCAGCUCCGACCAGUCGGAGUCAGUGCGACCUCCGCCUCCGAAGCCUCACAAAUCCAAGAAAGGAGGUAAAAUGCGCCAGGUGUCCUUGAGCAGUUCCGAGGAGGAACUAGCGUCCACGCCUGAGUACACGAGUUGUGACGAUGUGGAGAUUGAGAGCGAGAGCGUGAGCGAGAAAGGGGACAGUCAAAAGGGAAAAAGAAAAACUAGUGAGCAGGCAGUUUUGUCGGACUCUAACACCAGGUCUGAGAGACAAAAGAAAAUGAUGUACUUUGGUGGCCACUCUUUGGAAGAGGAUUUGGAAUGGUCUGAGCCUCAGAUUAAGGACUCUGGGGUAGAUACCUGUAGUAGCACAACCCUUAACGAGGAGCAUAGCCAUAGUGAUAAGCACCCAGUGACAUGGCAGCCAUCUAAAGAUGGAGAUCGUUUAAUUGGUCGUAUUUUAUUAAAUAAGCGUCUGAAAGAUGGGAGUGUACCUCGAGAUUCAGGAGCAAUGCUUGGCUUGAAGGUUGUAGGAGGAAAGAUGACUGAAUCAGGUCGGCUCUGUGCAUUUAUUACCAAAGUUAAAAAAGGAAGUUUAGCCGAUACUGUAGGACAUCUUAGACCAGGUGAUGAAGUGUUAGAAUGGAGUGGAAGGCUGUUGCAAGGAGCCACAUUUGAAGAAGUAUAUAACAUCAUUCUGGAAUCCAAACCUGAACCACAAGUGGAGCUUGUUGUUUCUCGGCCUAUUGGAGAUAUCCCUAGAAUACCUGAUAGCACACAUGCACAACUGGAGUCCAGUUCUAGCUCAUUCGAAUCUCAGAAAAUGGAUCGUCCUUCUAUUUCCGUUACCUCUCCCAUGAGUCCGGGCAUGUUGAGAGAUGUUCCACAGUUCUUAUCUGGACAACUUUCAAUAAAACUGUGGUUUGACAAAGUUGGUCACCAAUUAAUAGUUACAAUUUUGGGAGCAAAGGAUCUCCCUUCCAGAGAAGAUGGGAGGCCAAGGAAUCCUUAUGUUAAAAUUUACUUUCUUCCAGACAGAAGUGAUAAAAACAAGAGAAGAACUAAAACCGUAAAGAAAACAUUGGAACCCAAAUGGAACCAAACAUUCAUGUAUUCUCCAGUCCACCGAAGGGAGUUUCGGGAACGAAUGCUGGAAAUAACCCUUUGGGAUCAAGCUCGAGUUCGAGAGGAAGAAAGUGAAUUCUUAGGAGAGAUUUUAAUCGAAUUAGAAACAGCAUUAUUAGAUGAUGAGCCACAUUGGUACAAACUUCAGACCCAUGAUGUCUCUUCAUUUCCACUUCCCCAUCCUUCUCCAUACAUGCCACGGCGACAGCUCCAUGGAGAGAGCCCAACACGGAGGUUACAAAGGUCAAAGAGGAUAAGUGAUAGUGAAAUCUCUGACUAUGACUGUGAUGAUGGAAUUGGUGUGGUGUCAGAUUAUCGACACAAUGGUCGAGAUCUUCAGAGCUCAACAUUAUCAGUGCCAGAACAAGUAAUGUCAUCAAACCAUUGCUCACCAUCAGGGUCUCCUCACCGAGUAGAUGUUAUAGGAAGGACUAGAUCAUGGUCACCCAGUGUCCCUCCUCCACAAAGUCGGAAUGUGGAACAGGGACUUCGAGGGACACGCUCUACUGCUGGACACUAUAAUACAAUUAGCCGAAUGGAUAGACAUCGUGUGACGGAUGACCGUUAUUCCCCAGACAGAGACAGGGAUUGUGAAGCAGCAGAUAGACAGCCAUAUCACAGAUCCAGAUCAACAGAACAGCGGCCUGUCCUAGAGCGGACCACCACCCGCUCCAGAUCCACUGAGCGUCCCGACACAAACCUCAUGAGGUCGAUGCCUUCAUUAAUGACUGGAAGAUCUGCCCCUCCUUCACCUGCCUUAUCGAGGUCUCAUCCUCGUACUGGGUCUGUCCAAACAAGCCCAUCAAGUACUCCAGUGGCAGGACGAAGGGGCCGACAACUCCCACAACUCCCACCAAAGGGAACGCUGGAGAGAAAAGCGGGAGGUAAAAAGCUGCGGAGCACUGUGCAGAGAAGCACAGAAACGGGCCUGGCCGUGGAAAUGAGGAACUGGAUGACCCGCCAGGCCAGCCGGGAGUCCACCGACGGCAGCAUGAACAGCUACAGCUCCGAAGGAAAUCUGAUUUUCCCUGGUGUCCGCUUGGCCUCUGACAGCCAGUUCAGCGAUUUUCUGGAUGGCCUUGGCCCUGCCCAGCUAGUGGGACGUCAGACUCUGGCGACACCUGCAAUGGGUGACAUUCAGGUAGGAAUGAUGGACAAAAAGGGACAGUUGGAGGUCGAGAUCAUUCGGGCCCGCGGCCUCGUCGUGAAACCAGGUUCCAAGACACUGCCAGCACCGUAUGUAAAGGUGUAUCUAUUGGACAAUGGAGUCUGCGUAGCCAAAAAGAAAACCAAAGUGGCACGAAAAACGCUGGAACCCCUGUACCAGCAGCUAUUAUCCUUCGAAGAAAGUCCCCAAGGAAAGGUUUUGCAGAUCAUUGUCUGGGGAGAUUAUGGCCGCAUGGAUCACAAAUCUUUCAUGGGAGUGGCCCAGAUACUUUUAGAUGAACUGGAGCUAUCCAAUAUGGUGAUCGGCUGGUUCAAACUCUUCCCCACCUCCUCCCUAGUAGAUCCAACCUUGGCCCCUCUGACAAGAAGAGCUUCCCAAUCAUCUCUGGAAAGUUCCACCGGACCUUCUUACUCUCGUUCAUAGCAGCUGUAAAACUGUUGUCAUAGCAACCAGCGUUACAAAAAAAAAUCACAGGUCGCUCACCCUGGUAACACUGCAUGCUUAAUGUUGUGUCUUCUGAGCCUGUUUCUAGGGAUGCAGCGCGAUCCUGUGUUCUCAGAGGAAGUCGCACACAUUGUGCCCUAAAGAAGGCCCUCAGGCGAAAGAGCGGAGCUGCGGAGCACUGUCGGGUUUGGAGGUCAGCAGCACUCAAAUUCCGGUUCGAUCUGAAGCCAUGGAUUAAUCUCAAAGAGUCAGUUUCAUGCAACAAAAGCCCUUUCCAAUGGCGCCUUUAUAUUUUUAUGGUUCCUUUUUCUCAUCUCUCUGACCCCGGAGCCCUGCUAUGCCACAGAGAUGGAGCGACACAGCCACUAAGCCAUGUCACAAGCCGAGGCGUGAAGUCCUAGGAAGCAUCAGGUGAAAAGCAGGAGACCAAAGCGGUGGCCCAGGCAAAACGUCCCCCGGCCGGCGGCCAGGAGCGGCCGGCCCAGCGCCCGUCGCUCGCUCCUGCCCGAUGCGCUGGGCCCCGGGAGACGACGUCCUGUGGCUGCACUGUACUGAGUGAAAUUAAAGAAACCUCUUUGCAUGGACACAGAUUAGCUGAAUACUUAAAUUAUUUUCUUGGGGCUGCAACUUGCAAAAAAAAAAAAAAAAAAAGAAUAAAAAUCAGCCAUUUUCAACAAUUUAUAUUAUUUUUAAAAAUAAAUUUCACUAGUGCAUGGUUUUAAAAGGGGGAGAGAAUGCAACAGGGUGAUACAAAGACACACCAUGUUUAUUCUUUAACCAUAGUCUGUGUUUUGGCAGACACUACAAAUGAAAAUACUUUCUAGAAGAUACUUAAAAUUCUCUUUCUGUGACAGAUAAGCAUCCGCUCAGUUUCUUUCCGUGUUAAACGUAUAAAUCUGUCAACGUUCAGUGUGUGCAGAUUGUUCAUGUCCCCCUUCUCCUCGCCUCUCUGCUUCUCUCUCUUUUAAUCUUUUAUUUCCUUUCUCCUACCAGAGUGAACAUGAGUUCCAAAAAUUACAGAUUUUUCACCUGAUACUCUCUUGUACCCCGUGUUUGAUUCAGAGCUGUAGAUGCCUCUGAAUUUAUGAAUUUCUCAAGGGGAAAAAAAUUUAAGAGCUUUAUUUCAAGCAUGUUGAAAAGGGUUUUGCAACAUGACUUGGGAGUACAUUGAAGUGAGUCAGCAUGUGUUUGAUGAAGGUCUUUGAACUUUUGCCAUCUAUUGUACAGCGCAUGGUAAUUUUAUUUUCACCUUCCAAGUUUCAUUUACAGGAAGAUUCUCAAAUCACGCGGCCAUUGUAUGAAUUUGUUUUUAGCACCAGCAUUAUUCAUACAGGGGUUAAAGCAUUAUUUCUAGAAGGUCUUUGGUUUCGUUUUUUUUAAUUACAGCAAUUUCUUUAGCCAGUUUCCACUUACUGUGUGAAUAGAAACAUGGCUAAGAGUUUGGAGCCCUGAAACACAGGGCUGUUUAUUAAUUCAGUUUUCUGUAGUAAAGUUCAGUUUUUCACAAAUUAUAUUUCUAAAGAACUAUAGUAAACAUGAAUUUGCAACAGAUAAUUUUAAAGCUCCAGUUUUUAGGCGACUCAAAGAAAGUCAGUCUGCCUAUUAAUAGUUCUUUGGUGCCAUCACCAAAAGUCCACACACAAACGCCCAGAGUCAAACCCCUGCCUUUGAUUUUUAGACAGUUGUUAUUACAUUGGGUGGUGCUGCAAAAUCAGAUUUCUCUGAAGUCCCCGUGUAGAGGAGAAGUCACUGGUUAAUGUAAUAAUCCACCCAUACUCUCUGUUUCUUUGCGUACACUCAUAACACAUUCUUUUAGGUUGAUUUAAUUUCUUGUAAUAACUUUUGAAAUCCACAUCCAUACUAUUUCUUUAAGGCCACGCACAACAAAAAUUGCUUCUUUUUUUUUCUUUCCCCUUUUUAAAUUCAGUGGUGACCAUUUAAAACUAUCAUGCUUGAUAUGGUGCAAAAGUUAAAAUGAGUAUCACUAAAAAUGCCUUCUCUUUAUGUGGUGCAAUAUGAAAUACACCGAGACUGUGUCUUGACAUUCUGAGAUGCGUGAUGGCCCUGGGUAGAGUUGUUCAAAGAGUAAAAGCUUUACCGAAAUAAUUUAGACACGUGUGUACCAGCAACAAUUGGUUUAAUAGACCUAUAGUGUCUAUACUCCCCCUUAGGAUAAACGUUUACCAUUUUCCUGAUACUAAGAGGCAGUCACAUAAUCUUUUGUGUAUAUUCCUAUAUAAAUUAUUUCUAAUUUUAAUAAGAAGGACAUGACUGUGUGGGAUAUUUGUAUAUGUCAUUAUGCAGUAUUUAUUUAAAAGUUGGUGUAUUUUUUUUUUUUUUUUUAAAUUUUCACGUCUGCACCUCGAAUUGUGGUUUAGUAUGUAAAUAGCACUAUUCCAGUGACCAUUGCUGCCCUGUAUAUAGUAUGUUUUAAAACUAAAGGGAAUUCCAGUUGGGGGAAGUUAAAGGGGCAGAUCAGUCCUGUAAAGAACACCAACUAAUGUAAAUCAAAUUCAUUCUGGUGAUGGUAUUUAACACUUUAAAUAAAACAUUUUCUUUACA
Molecule: messenger RNA, 6141 nt
Organism: Miniopterus natalensis
Lineage: Eukaryota; Metazoa; Chordata; Mammalia; Chiroptera; Miniopteridae
Source: RefSeq, a predicted model, not a curated record